CGUAGUUUCUUUCUUCUCUUUUCUUCUUCAUGUAUUUGUUGUUUUACAAUAGUAUUUAUACUCAUAUUAUUAUUAGCAGUUUAUUGUGGUGAUAACUGUCAAAAAGUUGUUUCUAGACUUCAACUUGAACGUAAUUUUAUUUUUUUUUAAUUAAAAUGAUCAAACAAGUAUUCAAAUCGUUUCCGGACAACAAACCAAUAUCGGCUUUAUGUAUAGUAGAAGACAUAGCGAAAUGCCCAGCGGGUUAUUUUCCGGUGAGUUUUUUUUAACAUUCCAAUGCCGAUUUUUAAGCCACAAAAUAGUAUUGAUGAUUUGUAAACUAUUAUACAGAUCAUUGGUUUGGGUUAUUAAAAUACCUUUGAAAAAAAAAAAAUAAAAGAGUUAAAGUAUACUGAUAAUCCGCUAUAAUUAUUCUUGUUUAAUAUGAAAAAAAAAAACAAACUCUCAUACCUUGCACGAUGGGUGAGCCACUGUUGUAGGUGAGAAGUUGGAAAGGUAUAGGGGAAAUUUAAAAUAUAUCUGUAACGAUACACAUUAAAUGUAUUGAUAACUUAAAACGAUUCUCAGCGGAGUUAUGGUUAUUCAUGUUUUGAAAGACCCUAAUAUUUACGAUUUGAAAAUUAUACAUUUUCCCUGGUUUUUCGUAUUUAUAAUGAAACCCCCUUAGAAAGUCAAAAAAUUACGUCCCUAAAGUAUCACCCCGGAAAAAUUUUCUUUCAGAAAAUAUGCUACACUUGAAAAACGAAGCAUCAUUUUUAAUUUCAUUUUCACAGAAAAAAAAAAAUUAAUAUUGUAAAACAAAUACAUUACUCCAUUUAGAUUUUAAAAUAUUUAUUGUUUUAUUAUAUAGGACUAUAACUUAUCCACCUUGUAUAUAUUUAAUAUAUUUUUUUGUUAUUAUACUAAUGAAUAGUGUAGUUAGGUUAGUUAUAUUUGUAUAUGUUUACCAAAUUAAAAUAAAUUGAUCCACCAUAAUAUAAUAUUUUAUUAUAUUAAUUAUUUGUUAACUGUAGGUAUCAAAAACACAUGAUCAAGAUUCGGAUGCUGAUUUAUAUAUGACGUCUUGGAAAGAAACUGUAUUUACUGGCCGAAAAUUAACACGAUAUUUAUGUUUAAGUAAAACAGAAGGAAUCUCAGAUUACAUUUUAGUAAAUAUAGAUAUUAUAAAUGAAAAAGAAGGUCCCCCUGAUGGUUAUUGUUUGAUCUCUAGAACCAUUGAUAGUGGUAUUCAUUGUAAAUAUUAUAAUUUUAAGAAAUAUUCUUAAAAUAUUUUUUUUAAUUUUAGAUCAAAAAGCUUGGCGAAAACGUCAAUUAUGUUACAAGUUAACUAGAAAAAGUCUUGCUUCACAUGCAAUAACUGACAUUAUACUAUUGAGUCGUUCAAAAAAAGCUCCAGAUGGCUUUAAUUUAGUUGGGUAAGACUUGUUGAAAUUAAAAUUCAUCAACUCAGUAACUUCACAAUAUAUUCUAUUGAAUAAUACUUAUUGAAAUUGUAAUUGAUUAAUUAGUGUUAGUACUGUUAAUUAUUUUUUAGGGAUUUAAAUGGUUUUACACUGUGCUAUAAAACUAGCCCUCAAUCUCCAGCCAAUGCACCAUUACCACCACUACCACCAUUGACUUAUAAGUAUGUUAUUUUAUUGUUAUACAUUUGUCUACAAUUUCAUUAUUUUACAUUUAUACAUAAUUAAUUAAUUUAAUAUUAUAGCUUGGCACCAUCACUGCCAACAGAAAGCACUCCAAACAAUAAUGGGUCCUUGAGCUCACAUCCUAGUUUAGAUUCAAGCGCUAAUUCAUUGUCGCAUGACUAUGAUAGACUUAUGUCAUUGAAACCAACACGGCCAGCACCAAAACUACCUCCAUCGUAUUCUUCUUCUAACUAUUCUACAUUAAAUUCUUAUCAAAGUAAAAUUAAUUUUAAAUUGACUAGAAAAUAUAUAUUUUAAAUUAUAAAAUUGUGUUUGAUUUAGGUUUAGAAGGUAUUCCAUUUAUAUUGAAUCAAAAUAUUGUUAUGGGAAAUAAUUCUGAUUUCAAGGUAAUGCAACUAAGUAUAAUAAAUUCAAAUAGUAAAAUAACAAAUAAAACAAUUAUAUUUUUAGGAUAUUCCAGAGAUUAAAGUAAAAACACUUGAAGAACUUGAUUUAGAGGUAUGCAUAAUUGUAUUAUUCAAUUUAUUUUUGGUUUUUAUAACUUAUAAAGGAAAAAUAGUUAGAUAUCGUAAUAUAUUAUUGCUUUGUAUUUUUUUUUCUGUUAUUUUGUAUAUAAAUAAUAUUGAUAUAUACAAUAAAAUAUUUGUAUACUGCCCUCUUAGGCAAAAACAUAGUAAAUCACUAAAAACAUUUUUGAAAAAAAAAUUAUUAUUAUAUUUUCCAUUUUCUAAACUUGAUAUUAUCUCAAUUUUUCCUAAUAAAUGCAAAAAAAUAAAAAUAGAUUCUGUAUUCUUAUACAUAUAUUAAAUUACGUUUAAUAUAAAAUAUAAUUUACUUUUAUAUUAUAUAAUAAUUAUAUACAUUGUAUAUGAUAUGAUAUUCAAAUUAUCAUUUUUUUAAUUAUGCAAUUUACAUUUAUUCAGUAAACACUAAACAAUUUAUACUUUUCAGUGUAUUAGAAUUUUUUAUUAAGUAUUAACAACUGACUAUUAGAGUAUUAGGUAUUAUUUAUUAUAUUGAAUUUGAUUGAUAUUAACAACAAAAUAUAAAUACUAAUAGACAUGUUUACAGCUUACUCAAGUAAACAUUUACUACUAACAGUAAAAGUUACUUAAUGUGUUUUAUUUAUGUAUAUUAAUUUAUGUGUUGCAGUAUAAUUACAAUUUUGAUCAAGAACGACAAGUAUAACUUGUUAUUUAUUAUUUUAUGAAAUAUAGACAUAUAAUUUAUAAACCUGCCUUGAAAGUUUUUAAUAUAAUAUAAUUUAAUGUGUGUUUUAUAUGGUACAUUUGGCAAUGUACACCGUUACAAGUAAUUUUUCAAAAUAAAUCCUAUUGUAUGUUAAGUAAUUCAAUUGUGUUUCCAUAAAAAUAAUUAUUUUAUUUAAAUUUGUAUAGAUUUUGUAAAAUAAAAAUGUCAAAAUAUAUAUUAGUGGUAUAUUAAAUUAUGAUUUCUUAGAUAAUUAAUGAUUGUUUAUUUAUGUUUUUUUUUUUAAUGAUAAAGUAAAAGAAGAACAUACAAGAUUACCUUUUAUAUUAUAGUUCUAAGUUUAGAUUUAUUUAUAUUUCAUAUACCUUAUGAACAAUUAAUUGAUUAUUUUAAAACUAAUUUUUUUUAAUUACAAAUUAAACAUAUCGAGAAAUUCUAUAAUACUUGAAAACACUGAAAUCUUAGGAGCUUAAAAUCAGUGGUGUGGUGUGAAACACUUGAAACUACUAAAAGACAUUCAAUUUUAUUGACAACUCGCCUAUUGAACAAAAUUACACGACUGUUUUUUAAAGAUUUUAAAAUUUAUUUCAAGUCCUUACCAAAAUAAGAUAUAAGACUAUGAUAUUAUCGAAUUUUAUUAAAAUAUAGUAGUUAUUUCUUAAUUGAUCAUAAUGGAAAUAAGUGUAGUUUUAACAUAUAGUUUAUUUUAGCUAUUCUAAUUUUUAAUUGUUUGAUUAUGUUAAUGUUUUUUUAAACUUUAAGCUUCCAGAUUUCACUACAUUAAUUAUACUAAUAUUUCUAUAGUAUAAUUAUAAUUUUAACUAUUUUGCCACCAAAUGAAUAAAUACAAAUAAUGCUAGUAUUAUAAUUUAUAUACACUUUUAAAACAAAUGCCAUAUAAACCAAAAAAUCAAUAAUUCCUAUUUUUAGUAAAACAAAUAAAUUUAUGUUGCAAUUAAUUCCUUAAUAAUUAAGUACCUAUUUAUUAAUGUUUUAUUUUUAAUAUAACACUAUAUAAACAUGUAUUUUUUAAUUACAUAUUUAAUUUAAUUUAAUAUUUUGUAAUUUUUAUUUAAUUAGUAUAAUUAGUAAAACUAUUGAGUAUUGGAUUCUACUUGUGUAAUUAUUAAUACAACUAUAUGUAGUACACUUAUGUACAUAUUUAACCAAUCAGUCCUGCUAUAGUACAUUUAUAAUAUAUAUUUUUUGCAAAAUAUUAUUUUGAUAGUUUUAUAAUUUAUUUGUUGCUUCAAAAUUAAAGAAGAAUUUUGAAAGUCAGUUGAUUAUUAUUUUAAAUUUAUAGAUUACGCAGAUCUUUGCUUAGUGAAUAUACAGGGUCUUUUAGAUAAUUCAGGUUUUGUUGAUUGAAACAAUUCCUAUUGUCUAAAAUUAGAAUUUUUUUCAUUAAUUAAAUUUUGAAACUUCAUUUGAUAUCACAAAACUUAUUUGUUAUUAUUGUAACAUAAUUUUACUGAAAACAUACAUUAAUACUUAUAAUAAGUUAUAAUACAUUUUAGUGAUCCUUCUUUAGUUUUAUUGAGAUAAUAUAUUUUAUUUUGGUAAUACAAAACAAUUAUAUUCAAAUGAAGCUAUAGAUAAAUUUAUAUAAAUUUGUUUUGAGUGACAUUAAUUUAAAAUUCUAAGUUAAAAUAAUUUGUAUAAAUGUUAAAAUGUUGCCAAAUAUAGAAUAUAAAUAAUAACUUUAAUAAUAUAAAUUUUUGUUCAAACUUUGUACUUAUAAUUUUCUAUAUUACACUUAUUAUUUUGAAUAGAACUAUACUUAUAUAAAGGAAAAAUUUAAAUUCAAAUAUUAUACCUAUCCUAUUUAAUAGUAUAAUGUGUAUUAUGUUAGCAUUGGGUGGGUUGCACUUGUGUAACUAAAAUCAUAACAAAAAAAAUAAAAUUGUGAUUAAGGUCUUAAAAUAAGUUAGAUGAAUUUAUAUAAUUCAAUUUGCAGACCAAGAAAAAAGUAAAUAUAACUACAAUUAAUAUGAUAAUUAAAAUUUAAAAUAAUAAUGCAACACUGACAACCUCAAUCUUUUAUGACAACCUAAAAUAAUUAUUUGCCUAAUGUGUAUAAAUAUUAACUUUGUAUUGUUUUUAAAUUUAUUAAUUUUGUAUUUAUACUUAAAAAAAAAAAUACUUAAUGAAAUUAUUAUAAUUAUUUUAACUAAAAGAUUUAAAAGAUUCAAUAAAUUGUAAAUUAUUUAGUUUUAAUACCUUAGGCUAGUUAGGAUUAAUUUUAUUAAUAUAAUUAUUGAGCAAAAUAGGCAAAUAAUUAAACAAAAUUAAUUAUGUCAUACUAAGAUUAAAUUAAAAAAUAUAUUUUUUUUCAUUUAAUUUUUAUAUUUAAAAUAUGUUUAUUUUUUUCAAAAUUGAAUUUAACAUUAUUGUAAAGACCAUUUUUUAUUACAUCUAUAUUGUAUUUAUUUCCAAUUGUUUAACUUUAUAUAUAAUUAUAUAAAUAUGAUAUAUUUAUAAGUAUAGAUAGAAAUAUUAAUUUAUAAAUUUCUCUAAAAGAAUCUAAUUAUUAAUUAAUUGGAUGAAAAAAAUUGGGUAUUGCCCAAGUACAUAUAAAACUUUAUAAUAAAUAUGUCAAUAGUUUUAUUAAUAGAAAUUGGUAAAAAUAUUAUGAGGGUAGUAAAUGUAUUUAAUGACUUUUAAAUUCUCCAUAUUUUUUACUCAUUUUUUCACAUAUAUAAUUUUAAAAAUAUAUUGAAUUUAUAUCUUUAUAAAUGUUUUUUUUUCUUUGUCAUUAUAAUUAUUCAAUUUAAAUUCCAUUAAUUUUGUAUUUUUAAUUAUUAUGUUGUUUCCGAAAAUAAAACCAUUUACUGCCUCUUAGAAUAUUUUUAAUAUGCCAUACUAGUUACAUUUAGAUAUCCAUAUUUGCUCAAUAAGAGACUUCAUAUAUAUGUUUAAGUAUGUUGUUUCAUUUAUGUGUC
This is a messenger RNA of Cinara cedri, 5797 nucleotides long. The record is from the annotation of a GenBank genome assembly. NCBI's taxonomy places the organism in Eukaryota, Metazoa, Arthropoda, Insecta, Hemiptera, Aphididae.